GAGAGAGAGAGAGAGAGAGAGAGAGAGAGACAAGAGGAGCACAAGACAGGCUUUAAAAAGCAGAUUAAAAAAGGAAACAUAUCUCAUUCUAGUGGAAAUCACACCCUCAAACGCAGUGUUUUGGACUAUGGCUUCCACCACCUCAGGUGACAUUCUGCCCACAGGCGGCAGGAUCUUCACCUCCAUUCCUGAUGUGUUCUUCAUCCCUGAGUUUGUCUUUGGAGGUUUGGUGUGGAUCCUGGUGGCGUCGACUCGUGUCUAUCCGGACAACCCUCUGGGCUGGGUGAUGUUCGUGUCCGUCUUCUGCUUCGUACUGACGACACUCUGGUUCUUCAUCUUCCUCUGUGGAGCCAAUCAGAGCAGCAUCUGGCCAACCUUGGACGUGGCUUAUCAUUUUGUGUCAGUGGUUUUCUACCUCAGUGCAUCGGUGGAUCUGGCGUACAUCACCAUUCUGAAAGGGUGGGGUGUGACGCUUGUGACCAAUAACUUCCUUACCACACUUCUCAGCGAUGAAAGUCUCAAAAUUUACCGACUGGACAUCGCUGCAGUGGUGAUGUCCUAUGUGGCCACUCUUCUCUACUUCCUGCACACCAUUUUCUCUGCCAUCCGAUGGAAGAGGUCCUAAUAAAACAUCAAAUCAAACCACAAACCAAGAACAAGAACACCAAAAAGAGAGGAAACCAAAAAAACCAGAUGACCUGUCACUGAACUGAAUGCAGGACGACCUUUUGUUUUUCUUUUUGUUCUUUUUAUUUUCACGUCAGGAAGAGUAACUUUCUUUUAACCAAAGUGCCAAACUUCAACAACACGAAUGAGUGGAAAACAGGAAGGCCUGUACAUUUUUACCCCCCAGUUUACUCCUUCUUAAUCAGAAAGGCAACAGUUUGGACAGAAUAGAUGCAAAGAACAUGAAUGAGGUUAAAAUGUGUUUGUCAGAAAUAGAUGGGUGUAGAUAACUAAUUAAACCAUGGAUCUAAUUAAAUAUUAGGAGCACUCAUUUUCUCGCUUACCAAUAGAAGAUGCUGAAGUUGUUUUCACUGGGACAAAUUAUGACAUAGAAAGUAGUAUCAAUCAAAGAGCACCAAAAAAUUGAAUUCACUUCUGUAGUAUUUGUCUGGGGGGGCAGCUAUCUCUCUAAACCACAGUGGAAAAGUAAGAAAUAACUGCGACUGACUGGCGACCAGUCCAGGGUGAACCCCGCCUCUCGCCCAUAGUCAGCUGGGAUAGGCUCCAGCUCGCCUGCGACCCUGAUGGAUAAGCGGUAUAGAAAAUGGAUGGAUGGAUGGAUGUUUUUUAGAAAUUUGGUUGAACCAGCUGUCUAACUGCACAUUAAAGGGCAGUGCAACUUGACAGCAUCUAAAAGCCAGUUUCAGCUUGUUCCCAACUUUAGCAUCUGACGGGGAGCAAAAUAAAAUGAUAAAAUUACCUCUUUGCUGUUAAACUAGAGAGCACACUCGAGACCGUUUAAAGACUUUACUGUGCAGGUAAAAUGAUCAGUGAUCCCCCCCAAAACUCAGUGUAUUUCUCAAAGGAUGUUUCACAAUCUUAAUUAAGCAUCAGUAAUGCGCCAGUAGUUUUGUUCCAGCCAGAACUAAACAUUUAGUAAAGAUUUUACUAAAAAGUAAACAGCAUGUUCAGCAGUGGAGCUCGGAGCAGCAUAGAAUAUUUAAUUGUUAAUUAAUCUCAGGAAGGCUUGUACAACAACAACAACAACAACAACAAAAAAAUAAAUAAAAAAUCUGGACUAGAGGGGGGAAAAAGAGACAUUUACUAUGUUCACUAGGAACAACAGAUAAAUGUGUAAAUAUAACUGUUCCUCUUCACACAACAACAGUCUUUUUAUUCAGUUUUAACACAGUGGUUUUACUGUUUUGUGACAGGCUCAGCUUCUUGAUGUAUGGUAGGACAUGAGUUACUUUUUGCAUUUUUAUGAUAAACUUUAAAAAGAGAAUGAGAUGUAAAUAUUUAGAUAAUUUCACUUUACAGGUGUUUUUGGAAUCUGUGAUAUGAAAUAAAUAAACUGGACAUUCAAAUGUU
Scatophagus argus is the source of this 2037-nucleotide messenger RNA. RefSeq names its product myelin and lymphocyte protein-like. The transcript is spliced from 4 exons. Gene Ontology annotation, biological process: myelination. Bases 128 to 625 code for a protein of 165 amino acids. NCBI's taxonomy places the organism in Eukaryota, Metazoa, Chordata, Actinopteri, Scatophagidae. Gene Ontology annotation, cellular component: membrane. Gene Ontology annotation, molecular function: structural constituent of myelin sheath. The record is from RefSeq and is a predicted model, not a curated record.